This is a messenger RNA of Lineus longissimus, 5452 nucleotides long. RefSeq names its product short transient receptor potential channel 7-like. NCBI's taxonomy places the organism in Eukaryota, Metazoa, Nemertea, Pilidiophora, Heteronemertea, Lineidae. Gene Ontology annotation, cellular component: cation channel complex; plasma membrane. The record is from RefSeq and is a predicted model, not a curated record. Gene Ontology annotation, biological process: calcium ion transmembrane transport; regulation of cytosolic calcium ion concentration. The transcript has 14 exons. The coding region runs from base 481 to 3363 and encodes 960 amino acids. Gene Ontology annotation, molecular function: inositol 1,4,5 trisphosphate binding; protein binding; store-operated calcium channel activity.
CAGCUGGAUCGAUCCACUGCAGCAACACUGCGCUGACACACCUCAACCAAGGCGCCCAUCGCUUUAAAUAUUCAGUAGUUCCACCUGCUUUGCCUUUGCCGUUCAUUCCAGUAAGCGAAUAGCUUACUAUAGUGGUGGCCUGCACUCCACUAGAUGAGGUCGUGUACACAGCUGCAAGCUGUCAGGAGUAUGAAUCUUUUUUACCUCUGGCUGGAUAUAUAUAUGACAUUUGUUGCAUAGAGUGCAUUUUCCUGGAUUGUAUUAUUAUCUUGUCUGUGCCGGCAUAGUUGUAAACUCUGCUGAAGAGUGCAGAGCAACUGAGAAACCGACAAUCUAGCAGACUGACUAGAGAUACGUUAGGAAUCUCAGAAAAUGCAUUGAAGAGCAAGAUAAAAUGGAUUUAUUCUGACUUUGCCAGGGCUUGUGAUAGCCCAACAUCAAGGAUUUCUCGUCUUCUGAUGCUGAAAGAAGGUUGUGACAAUGGCGAACAACGUGGAGGAAGAUAUUAUCACCCCGACCAAGGCCGCAAAUGUCAAUGUGGCCAUGAGAGGUGGGAUCCUAGCUUCGUUAAGCGAUGAAGAGUGCGUGUACCUCAAUGCAGCUGAACUCGGGGAGAUUGACAUCGUCCGCGAAUGUCUGGAAAAACCCGAACUUAAUGUCAACUGUUUGGAUUACAUGGGCAGAAAUGCCCUCAUCCUUGCCAUUAAUAACGAGAACUUGGACUUAAUAGACUUACUGUUAGACCGGCUGAACUUCUGUGCCAUAGAGGAUGCUCUUUUACACGCCAUCAGUAAAUGCAAGGUGACAAUUGUCAAGUUAAUCAUUGACCAUGACCAGUACCUCGCUGGCGAAGCAAACAGGGAUAGCCUGACUGGCGAGAGGAGUCAGUUCUCCCCAGAUAUCACCCCGCUCAUCUUAGCAGCGCAUUACAAUAGCCAUGAGGUUAUACAAAUGUUCUUAAGCCGGGAGCACACAAUUGAGAAGCCUCACACAGUGUUAUGUAAAUGUGACGAGUGUGAAACUGGACGGUCCAUUGAUAGGUUGGAGUUCGAGAGGUCUAGGUUGAAUAAGUACAAGGCGUUUGCUAGUCCUGCUUACAUGGCCCUAGCGAACAAUGAUCCCAUCUCAGCUGUGUUCGAACUUCGACAAGAUCUGAGGACGAUGGCAGAGUAUCAGCAGGAGUUUAAGAACGACUAUGAGGUUCUCGUACAGCAGUGCAUGGAGUUUGCCUGCGACAUCCUCGACCUUUGCCGGUCAGGGAGAGAGGUUGAUGCGUUGAUGACCUGCGAGUACGGCCCAGAGGGAGAGCCGAAAGUCACUGAUCCACUAGGGACGUUGAGGAUCGCCAUGGCUUAUGAGGAAAAGAAGUUUGUCAGCCAUCCAAAUUGUCAACACCAGAUUUCUUUGCUGUACUACGGAGAGGCCAUAUUCCUUCAAGAGUGGAGCGUCCUGAAACAAUUUCUUCACCUACUGCUUAUCCUACCGUUAUUGCCUGUUUUGUGUAUUAUUUACAUUAUCAACCCUGAAGCAAAGUUCCUGCGGUAUCUCAGAUGUCCAGUGGUGAAGUUCAUCAACAGUACGUUUUCCUACGUGGUAUUUCUCGCGCUCCUGACCGUAGCUACAUUCACCCGUGAUGUCGAGAUACCGGAGGGCGACACGACUGAUCUGAACUGGGAGGCAAAAGCCAAGGUUCUGUUCAAGUACGACUUUAGGAAUGAAGUACAUCUCAUCUCUAACGUGCAGAUACUUCUAAUUUUCUGGAUCGUUGGCCAAUUCGUCAUAGAAAUCAAACAAGUCUAUAUCAGCGGGUUAAAAGAUUACUUCUCAAAUCUGUACAACUUUGUUGACUCCGCUGGUAUCUCCAUCUACAUCGCAUCCUAUGUCCUCCGUCUCAUCACGGAGUACAAGGUCAGAAAUGUGGCGCAACAAUACGCAUCGAAUAUAACAAGGUGCAAACAGAUCAUGUUCAAUCAGACACUGUUUUAUGAUUCGGACAUCGCAUUUGAGUACCAAAUAAUCACAAGUCAGCUGUUUGACAUUGAGGGGACAUAUUAUUUGAGAGGAACUCGGUUAUGGUGGAAUACGUAUGACCCGCAGAUUGUGUCCGACUGUCUCUUCGCCAUCGCUAAUAUCAUGUCGUUCGUGAGAGUGACCUACAUCAUGGCUGCCUUUGAGAAUCUCGGGCCGCUCCAGCUCUCUUUGGGUAGGAUGAUUGGCGACAUUGGUCGCUUCAUGACAUUGUUCAUUUUGGUUGGUUUUGCUUUUGUGGUCGGUCUUACGAACCUUUACAACAACUACAGCCUCAUCCUUAUCUCCUGGGAGAAGAAUGAAGGCCCAAGCGGGAAAAUGGAGAUGGGAACGACUAUUGAAGGAUUCAGAGCCUUAAGAGCGACAAUGGCUACCCUUUUUUGGGCUAUAUUUGGUAUGGUAGACAUCAGUGUCGCCUACAUUCUAGACGAAGAAGACGCGGUAGCUGCCAAUGAUGGAACUGGGGUAGGCGUUUUUAUGCGAUCCUACAUGAAGAACCCGGAGAGCACGACCAUGAUCACAACCAUUGGCACCAUGUUACUUGGCCUCUACUGCGCGGUCAUGAUCAUCAUCCUACUGAACAUGCUUAUCGCCAUGAUGAGCCAGAGCUUUGAGGACAUUCAGUCCUCUGCCGAUGAGGAAUGGAAGUUUGCCCGCACCAACUUGUGGAUGAGUUACGUGCAAGAGACAGGGACGCUGCCCUCGCCAUUUAAUCUCAUCCCCACCAAGAAGAACAUCUUGUCCUGGUAUUAUUUUCUGAGUGGUUUGUUCCGGUGUCAUGAAAAGGAGGAAGACGAUGGAAAAGAGGAAGAGGAACUGGAGAUGGCUCACGCAGACGAGGACGCCCGGAGAGAGCUGCGUAAGAACCUUGUGCGGCGGUACUUGUUCAAGUUACAGCGAGAAGUCGAGAAUGUAAAGCAAGACAGCACAAUACGCCCUGAUGACCCUGAACCUCCUCCACAGACAUCGCCGCCUCCGACACAUACUGAAAUUGGCGAAGGUGGUGGGAAGCCAUUCGAACUGCCUCCAUUUGGUGACUUCCCACUGCGCAAGAAGCAGAGUAAGGUCAGGCGCCGUCUGCUCAUGGGCAACAGGCCCCCAGCGGGCGAGCGCAGGUUGAGCAAGGUGCCGGAACCGACACCCGCCCCGGAACCAGAACCGGAGCCGGAGCCACCUGUGUUGAGAAUCCCGCUGGCGCAGCAAGAAGCGGUCCCCGCAGUACUGGAAAUGGAUGACGAUGUACCGCUCGAAAUGCCCUACGAUCGCGAUAUGGGUAUACCUGCCUCAAUGAUGAGAGGCAGGAACCCCAUGAACCCCGACUGUAAAUAUGUAUAAGUGCUUUUGAUUUGUAAUUUUGGUUUUGAAAUAUGAUUUAUAACUUUUGUGUAUUAUAAUCUGCAUUAUAAAAGAUUUGAACGCACAACAUCGCUGAGUUUUUUUGCAAUGUCAUGUAUAGCAAUGGCAGGUGGCAACUUAUUGGAAUAGUUUAUUUGUCUCUAAAGCUAUAGCAUUGUUACGGCUGUAUACUCGCAUGCUUCAAGCUACAUGUAUGAACAAUUACAUACCAGUCUCAUACGCCAAGACAUUAACUCCUGAAAUACAAAUUUCUAUCAGCGUUUAACUAAAUGAGUGGCAUCUUUGUUUAUCCUUUCUUUCUACUUCAAGGGUACCACUGGAUGGGUCAUUAUUGAUGCCAUAAUCUCGGCAGCUGCUUCAAUCACUAUUCAAAAGCAUUGACGAAGUUUAAGCACUAUUCCCUUUUGUUUUUAUGUACUUUGCAAGUGAUGACCCUUCUAACGAAGUACAUGUAAAUGCUUAGUUCUAGCUGAGAAUUUGCAGUAUGUCUGGCACGUUUUAUUUGUCGAAUGAUUGAAAGGAAUGGUACAUGUAUGGAGAAGGAGGAGCUUUUUGUGGCUCUAGGUUCAGAAAUGGAGUAGUAUCGAAAAAUUAGUUUAGGGCUAAAAUCAAACAAACCAUACCACAUGCAUCACGUGCGAAAAAUUACAUGUAGCGUCCACUGUCGGCUACAUGAUGUAGCUGAGUGACACUUCUGGUAGGCUUUUACUGAAUGCAGCACAACAAAUUCGCAUGAAUUUCAGAACGCAUUUUUGGAGCAGUGCGACGAUGAGUUACGGCAUAGCACUGCGGCAUGCGAUGUCACAGUUGUGUUUAGUGCAGAAACAUUAGGGCGUAUGGAAUGUCGAUAUAUGUAUAGUUCAUAUUUAAUGUUAGAUUCUAAUGCAAAAUACAAUGUACACGUAUUUUCAUGUAUCAAAAGUAGGUUGAAUUAUAUAAUUAUACUAUAUUAAUAUGGACUUCGAAGAGAGGCGUUGUACAGUACAUUUCAUGCGUGAAUAUCGCAUGUAUUGUGGUUUUUAAUUUUAAAGCCGUUAUAUUUAUUACUGUGAGCAUUAUUGACGCUUGUUAGGGUGUGCAUUGUUAAACUACCUGUGGUGUGUGAUUUUGAUACAAUGCAUGCGAAUUAGAACACAGGCACGUGCAGAUAUACUCGUAAUCAGUAAAUCUUGAUCGCUGUUCUAGGCAUGAGUGUACACCACUGCACAUAAAGAGGAGGCUAUGUCUAUUUUUUUAAGUUAUGUGUGCUGGUGUUCAUUGUCUGUAUGGGUUGUGUUCCAGUUGCUUGGAAUUGAAUAUUGAUUGAUUUUGGUCGAUUUUGGUAUCUUCCCGUGCCUGUGACUGAUAGACAGGCAGGGCACGAUAUUGAGAGUCUGUAAGUUUUCUGCAGGAACAGUUACAGCAGCGCGAGUAACAGCAAUUUUACACUCCAAAGCUAAUUUUACCUCCAGUAUUAUGCUAAAUAUUAUCUUCUCAGGAACUAGUUCUAGCUUGUGUGAUCAUAUAACACGGAAAAGACGCGGGUUUUUGGAGAUAUGUAUGAAUCCGUAUACUGUACGUAAUAUACCCUUGUGACCGUCACCAUUUUUUUGUUAAAUGCAAUAAUUGUGCUAUAUUGUCACAUCAAUCACAGGUUUAGAACCUGUAUAACAACCACACCUAGUUUUUAGACGUUUUCACUGUGUGAAAAGCGCUCUCUCUUUUAUUCUUGAGAGUUCAGAGCUGAAAGUUAAUCACUUUAGUUAGUACAUCUCUAGGGUAAAUCAAGAUACACGUUUGCGAGAACUGCGAAAUGCCUACAUUUAUAAAGAUACAACAUUUUGGUCCACCUUUGAUUACAUAUUUUUGUUUUUAUAAAAAGUUUUGGGUAUACGUGUAUAAGUGAGAUGAGAAAGAUAGUUUAAGCAUCUUGAUCUGUUCCUGGGUUUCUUGCUCAAACAAAGUUGUCAAAUUGUACAUUUCUUUUACUUUAUGUUUGCGCUUUCUAUAUCUUUCCAUUUGCCAUUUGAUACGCAGCAACUGAAGAUUUCUAUCUAUAGAUUAAUAAUAUUUAACCUUGCUACAUAAA